AGUAAUAAAACACAACUUAUCAUCCAUUUUCUGUAUUUUGUAUUUUCUAUUUACAAUUUUAUACUGAACCUUUAUGCUUUAUUGUGAGAGUAUUGUGCAAUUAUGUACAAUUUAUUGUAUACAAACCUUCAAAUAUUGAUAACAGUGGAAAAUGUCUUAAUUUAAAUUGUGUAACUUAUAAAGUCAGUUUAUAGGUUAUGAUCCCAUUUGAUUUACAAGUUCUGAUAAAAUGUAUUUACUUUUAUUACAUAGUUAAGGAAGGCCAUGUUUGAGGAUUUACCCAAAAUACUGCCAAGGUUUGACGGACAGCUUCUUAGUAUUAGAAAAGAGUCUUUAAUAGCCAAACUGACCUUAUAGUAAUGUAUGUUUUAAAGAAAUGGAUGAAAAGAACAAUGAACCAAAUAACAGAAAACAAGACAUAAAAUCUAAUACUUCAGUGAGUUUUUCAAGAGAAUACAAUGAAAUUAACAUCACACCUGAAGAGUAUGAAACCAAUGAGGACGACAUUCAGAUAUCCCUGGCCCCAUACAUCCAGGUGUAUCUGGCACAGAGUAGCCAGAGGGUCAAGUGUUGUGGGCUCUCGUUUCCUAUCCCGUUUGAACGUGCCGCAAGCAGAUCGUGGUGGGAUCCGAGAUUCGACUCAGAGAUUUUGGAAGGGCAGUACAAGCUCAGUGCUUUUCCACAAAUUAGGCUUAGGUUCAGGUACUCAUUGCUGUACGUCUUCGUUGUUUCGCUGUUCUGGUGUAUAUAUUUGACGAUCAAAGCUGUCCAUAGCGAAGGCAAAGAUGAAUCAUUCACUGUCGCCCUUAUCUUCGGAUCAUUUUCUAUCUUCACUCUGUUCAUUCUCCUCUUCACAAGAUCGAGCCUGUACGCGAGGUUCCAUCUUCCGGUGUCCAUCAUGACAGCAAUUGUCAUGUUCGCCCUCUCCCUCAUGUCAGUUGGCACUAUUUCAGUCCUCACACCGGUGGGCGAUUUCUCGCUAUGUAUAGAAAUAUUAAUGAUCAUUUAUACCGUAAUUCCUCUGCCCCUUUACAUAUGUGUUAUGCUCGGUAUCGCGUACUCUGUUCUGUUUGAAUUGUUCAUUUCCUCCAUAUUUCCAAUGCCACUGAGAGUUCUCUGUCACAUAUGCGUACACUUGAUCGGCAUACACAUACUGGUCAUGACACACGUCCGCAUGCGUGGAACUUUCAUGAAAGUCGGCCAGUCUCUGCUUGUCCGUAGACAGUUGGAACUGGAAAAACAGUUGAAGGAGAAAAUGAUCCAUUCGGUGAUGCCUCCUAAAGUGGCGGACUGGUUGAUGUCGGAAGGUGCAACGGGUGGGAAAGAAGAUGAAGUUCAUAGUCUUGAAGAAGGAGAUAUCAGAUCAAUCUUUCGCCCGUUCAACAUGCACAGAAUGGAGAACGUGAGCAUUCUGUUUGCGGAUAUUGUCGGGUUCACCAAGAUGAGCUCUACGAAGACAGCAGAACAGCUGGUGGCCAUACUGAACGAUCUGUUUGAGAGGUUUGACGAGCUUUGCACAGCGAAUGGUUGUGAGAAGAUAUCAACACUGGGAGACUGCUACUAUUGUGUAUCCGGCUGUCCCGAGCCGAGGCCUGAUCAUGCGGAGUGUUGUGUGCAGAUGGGACUGGGUAUGAUUUCCGCAAUCGCCGAGUUUGAGAAAGAGAGCAGAGAAGGGGUGAACAUGCGAGUUGGGGUGCACACAGGGACAGUGCUCUGUGGAAUUGUGGGCACCAAGAGAGUCAAGUUCGACGUGUGGUCUAACGAUGUGACACUGGCCAACAAAAUGGAGUCCACUGGAAAGCCGGGGAUGGUCCAUCUCUCGGAGAAGACCAAGGAGUUUCUCAAUGACCAGUACAUUCUGGAAGAGGGGGAUCUCUACCAAGGAUUGAAGACAUAUUUUGUGAAAGGACGUAAAAUUGACACGGACCUAUCCAAGAGUAGCUUGACAGUGCCUUCUUACCAGACCAACCACUCCUCCCCGUCCAGCCCUGCUAGGCGAUCUUCUAUUUCCCUAGCACCCACCGCCAUCUCAAUCCAUAUCAACCAGACUGCAGCUCUGGAGGAAGUCUUGAACAGCUCCCAGAGCCUCUCCCUCCGAACCCCAUCUCCCGAGAGUGAACAGUACAACUCCUUCAGCUUCUCCCCACCUCCUCAGAGCCCUGUCGAUAGGAACAGUCUGUCCCCACCGUCGGAGAUCAUCACCAUCCCCUCCCCCACCAUGCCCUCCUCACGCUCACGUUCCCCCAUCCACCGUGUGCUCCAGAUAUCCAGUUCCUGGAAGACAGCGUCCCUCCCCAGCAUUCUCGACACGGAAGGAAGUGAUCACCCGGACGUAGUACCCAAUAAGGAAGAGUACUCGGUGGACAACAGAAGCUCUGUAUCAUUGUCUAAGAAGCGAACAAGCCCUAAAUGGGUUUACAAGAAGAUUCCGACCAGUCCACCAGAUGGGCAAGAUGUCACUCAAGAACUACUGGGACCACAACACCCAAUUGACAUGAUUCCAACUGUUAUGCUUAAAGAUGACCAGAAGAGUGUCUGUCCCUCAAUGAACAGUAGGAAGGAUUCUGGCAUUCGUAGCAACAGCAGGAAGAGUAGCAUCCAACAUCCGUUUAAUCCAACCAACGGGUCAACACCAAACGAUCUCCUUGGCCACAGGGUCAGUGGUUACUACACAUCUAGUCAGUCGUCUAUGAACAAUGAAGAAGCAGUGAAAAACAAGCUGCUGAUGACCUCUGCAGGGGAUCACUACGGCGUCUCUUUCCAGAAACUGAGGAAACAAUCAGAUCUCCAGCUGAUCAGAUGUGUCCAGGACAAUAGUCUAUCUCAGCGCAGUUACUUCGUCAAGCCACCACUGCACAGCGUCAGUCUGUUUUUCCGACAGAAGGACAUGGAGCGAGAGUACAGGCGCAAGGCUCACCGCAGCUGUAAGGAGGAGGCGUCCACUCUCGCUACCGCUCGUUUCAACACGCAUUUGGACAUCGCAGUUGCUAUCUUGCUGGCCCGCGACAAGGCUAAGGUACAAAUGAUGAAGGACCAGGCAGAACUGUUGCUACACAACAUCAUACCCCAAGCAUGUGGCGGAACACCUCAAGACCACAGCCAA
Homalodisca vitripennis (glassy-winged sharpshooter) is the source of this 3103-nucleotide messenger RNA. Its product is annotated as adenylate cyclase type 9-like. Gene Ontology annotation, biological process: cyclic nucleotide biosynthetic process; intracellular signal transduction; adenylate cyclase-activating G protein-coupled receptor signaling pathway. Gene Ontology annotation, molecular function: adenylate cyclase activity. The record is from RefSeq and is a predicted model, not a curated record. NCBI's taxonomy places the organism in Eukaryota, Metazoa, Arthropoda, Insecta, Hemiptera, Cicadellidae.